CGUCGCGCCGUCCCGGGGCUGCUCCCGGCCCCCGGCCCCCCGUCCCGGCUGGGCAGCUCGCGGGGGGCCCGCGGCACUGCUGCCCUCCAUGGAAGGGGGACGGGAGCCGGGGAGCAGCCGCUGGCCCCAGGGUGGAAGAUGCAGGGCCGAAGCCCCCAGCUGAGCAUGGAGCUGAACAGACUGCUCCUCCUCACAUCCUUUCUCCUGAAUAUGGAAGAGGGUCACGCCAGCCCAACCCGGCUGGUCUGUGACAACAGACUCAUCCAGAAGUACAUCGGGGAAGCCAAGGACAUGGAGAAGAGAGUGGACCAGUGCCAGGCCCUGCCUAUGCUCAGCUGCCCCGUGGUCCUGCCCUUGGUGGACUUCAGCCUCCAGCAGUGGAAAUCUCAAUCGAACGAGAGCAAGCGGCAGGAGAUCCUCUGCGACCUGUCCCUGCUGGUGGCUGCAGUGGCCGGGGCACAGAGGCAGGUGCCCCACGAGUGUGGGAACAGGCAGCUGAGCCAGCUUUACCGACACGCCAGCUCCUUCCUCCUGCUCCUGCAGACCUUCAGCUGGGAGGCAGGGCCCUGGGAGCCAGGCUGCUCCCCACGCUCCGUGGAGCAGAUGCACGUCAGCGGCAUCUUCCUCACCUACCGGCAGCUGGUGCAGGGCAAGCUGCGCUUCUUCUUCCACCACCUGGCCAAGGACUUGUGCACACGAGGCCAGGGGGGUGGCAGAGAGCCUCGCUGAGGCCUCGCCCCCGGCCCCAGGUCAGAGCAAUCCUGCUGGGCAAGCUGUGCUCUGGGAAAGGGUUGGCUCCUGUUACUCCAGCCACCUCCGAGGCAGGCGGCAGCAGCACCCCGCACCAGCUGGCACAGGCCGUGCUCCCACGCGGGCAGGCACCUCUA
This is a messenger RNA of Colius striatus (speckled mousebird), 887 nucleotides long. RefSeq names its product thrombopoietin (gene THPO). The record is from RefSeq and is a predicted model, not a curated record. Lineage: Eukaryota; Metazoa; Chordata; Aves; Coliiformes; Coliidae. Gene Ontology annotation, biological process: thrombopoietin-mediated signaling pathway; positive regulation of hematopoietic stem cell proliferation; positive regulation of ERK1 and ERK2 cascade. Gene Ontology annotation, molecular function: cytokine activity; hormone activity. The transcript has 5 exons. Gene Ontology annotation, cellular component: extracellular region. The coding region runs from base 139 to 729 and encodes 196 amino acids.